AUGACGUCCCCCCCGUCCCCGCUGGCCUCCCCGUCCCCGUGUCCUCCUCCCCCUCCCUCGCUCCCGUCCUCCCCCACGCUCUCGUCUCCCGCCCCGUCCUCGCUCCCCCUGCCGCCCUCUCUGCCCCCCACCGGAGAGGUCAUGGUUCUGGCUCUGGGCCGUAAGAAGCAGCGGCUCCUCAUCGCUCUCUCCAUUCUGCCGAACCUGUUCCUGGCGUUCCUGCUGUCCUCCGACCCGCUCCUGACCCUGGCCCCGCCCUUCCGCUGUCGUCUCCCGGGACCCUCGCCCGCUCCUCAGGUGACCAACGCCUCCGUGAGGACGGAGAAGAGAGACGGAGACCUGCCCCAGUGCAAGCAGUUCAUCAACGGCACGCGGUCGGGUGUGAAGGACUGUGACGCCGGAUACGACUACAACGUCACCGAAGGCCUGACCAAUAACAUCGUCACAGAGUGGGAUCUGGUGUGUUCGCGGUACUGGCUGGUUCCAGUCGAGGAGGUGUGCUUCAUUCUGGGGACGCUGACCGGCUGUCUGGGUUUGGGCUACAUGGCUGACCGGCUGGGAAGACACAAGUCUCUGCUGGUGUCUCUGAUGCUGGCGGUGGUUUUCGGGGUGCUGGCGUGUGUGUCGCCCUCUCCGCCCGUCUUCAUCACCAUGCGCUUCUGUCUGGCCGCGGCUAGCGCCGGCGUCUACCUCACGCUGUACGUCACACGUGUGGAGCUGUGUGACCCGUCGCUGCGGCUGCUGGCCACGAUGAUGUCCGGUCUGACCGUGUUUGCGGGCGAGCUCCUGUUGUUGGCUGUGGCCCUCGGCUGUGGCUCCUGGAGGGGCCUUUUAGGAACCGGAGCUGCUCCUCUGUCAUUGUUCCUGUGCUACGGGAUCCCGGGAGUGUUUCCUGAAUCGCCGCGCUGGCUUCUUCUCUCCGAGAGAACGGGAGACAUGAACUCCUUCAACGAACGGCAGAGAGACGACGACAGCUUCACGGAGCUGGACACAGACUUGUCCUCGUCUCCUGGACGUCCUCGUCUGUCCUUCCCAGAGCUGCUGCACAGCAGAAACAUCUGGAAAAACCUGUGUGUGCUGGGAUUCACUUCGUUCAUCUCUCAUGGCAUCAGUCACUGCUACAGCUCCUUCAGAGGUGAUGUCAGAGGAUUCACCCCCAGUUUCUAUUGGACGUACCUGCUGUCUGUAUGUGCAGGGGGCGGAGCCUGGCUGUUGCUCUGGGCAACAGUGGACAGGUUUGGUCGUCGUGGAAUUCUUCUUCUAGCCAUGACCUUGACCGGACUGGCUUCCCUAAUCCUGCUCGGACUCAUGGACUAUCUGAGCGAGUCAGCCAUGACUGUGUUCUCUAUAAUGGGCCUGUUCUCGUCCCAAGCGGCCGCCUCCCUCUCUAUUCUCUUCACCGCUGAAGUCAUGCCCACCAUCAUCAGAGGAAGUGGUGUGGGAGCGGUCAUGGCUUUGGGAUGUGUGGGUCGCCUCAGUUCUCCUCUCAUGGAUCUGCGUAACCACUACGGCUACUUCCUGCACCAUGUGGUCUACUCGUCUCUGGCCUUGCUGGCGGUCCUCUCCAUCCUGCUUCUCCCGGAGAGCAAACGCAAACCCCUUCCACAGACGCUGGCGGAUGGAGAACAGUACCGCCGGCCUCCACUGGUGCGAAGACGUAGGGAUAACGUUCCUCUUCUGGCUACGCCCAACCCAGAGACCUAGCCUUCAAUCUUCAACUGCAAAUACUGAGGGACUGACCUCGGAGUCCCGUCCUAAUAAUCUUGUAUUUGUAGUCAUUCCUAACAGGUGUCGGUGGAGUCGUGGCACAUGGACCCAUCAUGUAAGAGUUGAAGGGACCGUGUCCACAGAGUACUCAAAUGCUUGUCAGCGCUCAGUGGCAUAAACCAUGAGACAAGGGCAUACUCUUGACUAAACAUUGAAGUCUGACCCAUGUAGCAUUCGGUGACUUAUAAGUAAUAUAUUAGACCAAUAUGAGACAAGGGCUCAAAUGGUAGUUUUCGAAAUCUAUUUAUCCCUGUGAAAACAGGCUUAAGUUCUCACUCCAGAUGGAAUUGUUCUCUUGGUUCUUUUACACGUUGCUGCUAAGAAUGGCUCGCCCCGAGGAUCGCUGAAGAACUGAUCAGUGCUUCAAAGAUCGUUUAUGUGCACUCUGAUUAGACUGAGGCAUGAUACCAGAAACACUUAUUACUGUAUGUUACACGUCAGGAAUAUUAUAGGAAUGCAACUUGAGUUGUACUGUACGUACAGAAGCUGGGAUGUCUUGUCAAUUACUCCAUUUUAUGUCUCUAUUGCACGGCCAGGUGUUAAUUUUUAAAGAACCGAUUAAAAAAAAAAUAUAUAUAAAAAAAAUA
Messenger RNA from Carassius auratus (goldfish), 2354 nucleotides. It is a transcript of the gene slc22a17, whose product is annotated as solute carrier family 22 member 17. Lineage: Eukaryota; Metazoa; Chordata; Actinopteri; Cypriniformes; Cyprinidae. Gene Ontology annotation, cellular component: membrane. The record is from RefSeq and is a predicted model, not a curated record. Gene Ontology annotation, biological process: transmembrane transport. Bases 1 to 1704 code for a protein of 567 amino acids. The transcript has 9 exons. Gene Ontology annotation, molecular function: transmembrane transporter activity.